AUGGAUCCUCCGAGGCCGCGAGCGUCACCCUCGCUGUCGCCGCCACUGCUGCUACUGCUGCUGCUGGGCGGCGGCUGCCUCGCGGCUGCCCGGAGGGACAAGGCGGAGUCCGGCCCCGCGGACGGCUCUUCGGGUCGCUUCGUGAGUCCGGAGCAGCACGCGUGCAGCUGGCAGCUCCUGCUGCCCGGCCCGGGGGCCGCGGCGGCCAGCGAAGUGGCGCUGCAUUGCCAGGCCCCGGACGGGGCGCGCCACCACUGCGCCUACCGCGGGGAGCCCGAGCGCUGUGCCGCCUACGGGGCGCGCCCGCACUACUGGAGGCAGGUGCUGGGCGCUCUGCGCAAGAGGCCGCGGCCCUGCCACCACCCCGCCCCGCUCCAGCCCCGCGUGUGCGCCGGGAAGAAGGGCCACGGCGCUGAGUUGCGCCUGGUGACCCGCGCCACCGCCGCGACCUUCCCCGGGGAGCCCGGGAUCGGGGCCAGGACCCGGGCGCGGCUCCGGCCACCCGCUCCGCGCCCGAGCGCGCCACCCAAGGAAAAGCCUGCAGAGAGAAAGCCCAGAGGGCGCAAGAGAAAGGUCUCCGAUCCCGUCGAGGAGCGACCCAUGGCUACUGGGCCGGACUCCGACGGGCUGGAGGAGAACGCGGAGCUCACCGAGACCUACUGCUCGGAGAAGUGGCACUCACUCUGCAACUUCUUUGUCAACUUCUGGAACGGCUGA
Castor canadensis (American beaver) is the source of this 717-nucleotide messenger RNA. The record is from RefSeq and is a predicted model, not a curated record. NCBI's taxonomy places the organism in Eukaryota, Metazoa, Chordata, Mammalia, Rodentia, Castoridae.